This is a messenger RNA of Manihot esculenta (cassava), 1668 nucleotides long. RefSeq names its product pentatricopeptide repeat-containing protein At2g42920, chloroplastic. Gene Ontology annotation, biological process: RNA modification. Gene Ontology annotation, molecular function: protein binding; RNA binding. The record is from RefSeq and is a predicted model, not a curated record. The transcript has a single exon. Bases 64 to 1668 code for a protein of 534 amino acids. Lineage: Eukaryota; Viridiplantae; Streptophyta; Magnoliopsida; Malpighiales; Euphorbiaceae.
CAUUAUAUUAUAUUUUUCACAUUAAAAAGAUAAAAGUGAGAGAGAAGUCGAGAACCACAGAAAAUGGUGCCCUUGUGUUGUUCCCUUGCUCCAUUACCAACUGCCAUUUCCAAGUUCAUCUCCCACCAAACUUACCUCUCCAUGCUAGACCAAAAUUGCAAUACCAUGAAAGACCUCCAAAAACUUCAUGCCCAGCUCAUUAAAACUGGUCUAGCCAAACACCCUAUUGCCGCUAGCCGGCUGUUAGCCUUUUGCGCCUCUUCGGCCGGCGACAUCAACUAUGCUUACUUAGUCUUUACCCAAAUUCAAAACCCAAAUCUCUUCAUAUGGAAUACCAUCAUUAGAGGCUUCUCUCAGAGCUCUACUCCUCAAAUUGCUAUCUUUUUGUUCAUGGACAUGUUGCUCACUUCGCCAAUUCAACCUCAAAGACUGACCUUUCCUUCAGUUUUUAAGGCUUAUGCUCAACUUAAUCUUGCUUCUGAAGGAGCUCAGCUUCAUGGUAGGGUGAUCAAAAUGAAACUUGAUAAUGAUCCCUUUAUUCGAAACACUAUCUUGAAUAUGUAUGCCAAUAGUGGAUUCCUGAGUGAGGCACGAAAGGUGUUUGCUGGAGGUAUAGAUUUUGAUGUUGUUGCUUGGAAUAUAAUGAUUAUGGCACUCGCUAAAUGGGGAUUGAUUGAUGAAUCAAGAAGAUUAUUUGAUAACAUGUUAUCGAGGAAUACGAUUUCUUGGAAUUCAAUGAUUAGUGGGUACGUGAGAAAUGGUAGAUUCAUUGAGGCAUUGGAGAUGUUUCGUAAAAUGCAAGAAGAAAGUAUUAAGCCUAGUGAGUUUACAAUGGUGAGCUUGUUAAAUGCUUGUGCUUGCUUAGGAGCAAUUAGGCAAGGAGAAUGGAUCCAUGAUUAUAUGGUAAAGAACAAGUUUGAAUUGAAUGCUAUUGUUGUUACAGCAAUUAUAGACAUGUACUCCAAGUGUGGAAGCAUUAAUGACGCUCUUCAAGUGUUCAAGAGUGCACCCAAGAAAGGAUUAUCAUGUUGGAACGCAACUAUUUUAGGUCUAGCAAUGAAUGGUCAAGACAAUGAAGCAAUCCAAUUAUUUUCAGUGCUUGAGUCUACAAAUUUGAAACCAGAUCAUGUCAGUUUUAUAGGUGUCUUGACAGCUUGUAAUCAUUCUGGCUUGGUGGACAAAGCCAAGGAUUAUUUCCUCUUAAUGAAAGAGAAAUAUAAGGUCAAACCAUCAAUAAAACAUUACAGUUGUAUGGUCGAUGUGUUAGGCCGAGUAGGACUCCUAGAAGAGGCUGAAGAGCUCAUAAGAAAUAUGCCUAUGGAUCCAGAUGCCAUCAUAUGGGGAUCUUUACUCUGGUCUUGUUGCAAGCAUGGAAAUAUAGAGAUGGCAAAUCGAGUAGCAAAGCAUUUGAUAGAGUUAGAUUCAAGUGAAAGUUCAAGUUUUGUACUAAUGGCUAAUGUCUAUGCUGCCUCUAGUCAUUUUGAGGAAGCAAUAGAGCAAAGGCUUUCAAUGAAAGAAAAGCAGAUAGAGAAGGAACCUGGAUGUAGUUUAAUUGAAGUAAAUGGAGAAGUUCAUGAAUUUGUAGCAGGUGGAAGGCUGCAUCCAAAAGCCAAAGAAAUCUACCAUGUAUUGGAUGCUCUGAAACUGAUAAUAAAGGAAACAGAAUAG